Penicillium malachiteum is the source of this 1284-nucleotide messenger RNA. Its product is annotated as Zn(II)2Cys6 transcription factor domain-containing protein. The transcript has 2 exons. Lineage: Eukaryota; Fungi; Ascomycota; Eurotiomycetes; Eurotiales; Aspergillaceae. Gene Ontology annotation, biological process: regulation of transcription by RNA polymerase II. Gene Ontology annotation, molecular function: DNA-binding transcription factor activity, RNA polymerase II-specific; zinc ion binding. Bases 1 to 1284 code for a protein of 427 amino acids. The record is from RefSeq and is a predicted model, not a curated record.
AUGAAACAACCUUGGAAAACCAACGAGUAUUCUAAUCGAGAUGGCAUCAAGUGUGACGAAAUCAAGCCAAGUUGCAGCAACUGUGUCAAACAUGAAAUUGAAUGCGAUUUCAAUAAACAAACUACUUUCACGGGGACUUCAGAGAUAGGCUCAAUAGCUCCAUCACCAUCAACAGAGGCUUCAAAUGCGAAGGCUUCGCCAUCCGUCAUCGCUCCGUCACCGUCAAUAGAGACGCUAAACGCUGGCAUGAAGGCCUCGUUAUCUGUCAUCGCUCCGUCACCAUCAGCAGAGGCGCUAAAUGCAAAGGCCUCGCCAUCCGCCAUCACUGCUGGUACAAGCCUUGCGGGUGGCAAUUUUACAUUAAAUCCAUAUGCCGGAGGGACAAUUGGAAUAGCGGAAAUGGAACUGCUUCAUCACUACUCUACAUCCACCUGCUAUACGAUCUCUCGCCUCCCCAUUCUGCAAACAGUUUGGCGCAUUAGAGUGCCCAAGUUUGGGUUUUCUUCACCAUUCGUUCUCCACGCGAUUUUAUCCCUAUCCGCGCUACAUCUGGCUUAUUUGAAGCCCGAGCAUCACGCGCAAUAUGUGACACAGGCCGAUUUUCAUCACAAUCUAGCCCUACAGAUGGUUUCCGCGACUUUACCCAUGAUAAACGAGGAAAAUGCGGCUGCUGUAUAUCUAUUUUCUACGAUCACAUCCAUCAUUUCUUGUGCUAAACCAAGACAGCCCAAUGAUUUCUGGGUAAUUGGCGACAGGGAUAUUGAAUGGCUGUCACUUUUCCGAGGCACUAGAUGGAUCAUCGCUACUGCAGAGGACACCAUUACGUCCGGCGCUCUUGCACCGAUCUUCAGGAAUGGUGCAAGGAGGAGUUCUGCGCGAAAUGCGAGAUCCACCAUUACAUUGACCUAUCUGGAUGAUUUGCGAAACUUGCUCAAGGACCACGUAGCAGAUGCCCAUGAAUUGGAUGUCUACUUCGGUGCUAUCGAGGACCUGAGCAAGUCCUUUGGCACUUUGGAAGACGAAGGCCCUCAAAACUGUCAGACGGCUGACGUGUUUGUUUGGUUACUCCAGAUAUCUGAUGAAUACCUCCAACUCCUUCGCCAGCGAAAGCCCGAAGCCCUGAUCAUUUUUUCGUAUUUCUGUGUAAUUACACACGCGUUGGAAUGGAUGUGGUGGAUGCGAGGAUUGAGUGUUCAUCUGAUUAGUGGAAUCUACUACUUCUUGAACGAGGAGUAUCGUUGUUGGCUGCAGUGGCCAAUGGAACAGUUGGGUUGGGUUCCAUGA